ACGUCAAAUGCUAUUAUGUAAAAAUAAAGCAGCAGGGAGAUUAUUUUCUAUGGAUUAAAAUUUCUCCAACAGCUUCGAGCGUAAAUAAUAAUUACAAAAAUCCGAGAUAUUGUCUAUCUGUACCGAUACAUCAUGAUAGAUCAUGACAAUAUCAUUUGGCUGAAGUGGGGUGGUGCGCCCUUAUUCAAGGGACCUCCCUCAGAUGCCUUUCUUCAUGUACGCAAUUUACAAGCUCACAAACAAUGCGGGCCAUAUGAGAUAAUGUAUAUGGAUUGCAUGGAAGCAUACGGUCGUCAUAGAGGCAAGGAAAAGUGCCGAUUGAUACUCGAGGAUAUGUACGAAUGUAUAAUGGGUAUUAAAAGAAGGCGCCGCCUGAUGGCUAUGAAUAUCGAGCGAGAACGGCAAUUUAGAGCCGGCGAAAGGGAAAAACUUUACGAUGAAACUCCGCCACUGGAUCUAUAUUAAAUCAUUCGCAGGAAAUAUGCAUAGUUUAUAUGUGUAAAUGUAUCAUAUUAAAAGGAUUAAUUUAAUAGAUGA
Molecule: messenger RNA, 537 nt
Organism: Trachymyrmex septentrionalis
Lineage: Eukaryota; Metazoa; Arthropoda; Insecta; Hymenoptera; Formicidae
Gene: ND-15
Exons: 2
Coding region: 133-465 (110 amino acids)
Source: RefSeq, a predicted model, not a curated record